Molecule: messenger RNA, 8467 nt
Organism: Girardinichthys multiradiatus
Lineage: Eukaryota; Metazoa; Chordata; Actinopteri; Cyprinodontiformes; Goodeidae
Gene: tns2a
Product: tensin 2a
Exons: 28
Coding region: 590-5671 (1693 amino acids)
Biological process (GO): peptidyl-tyrosine dephosphorylation
Molecular function (GO): protein tyrosine phosphatase activity; protein binding
Source: RefSeq, a predicted model, not a curated record
UCUGGGAGCAGGAAACAGAGGGGAGCUGAGGAGGAGAGAUGGGUGGGGAGGUGAGAACAGAGAGGUAAUUGUAUAUGUAAGAGUGAGGCAAUCGUGGCAGAGGGGGCAGACGCAGGAGGAGAGCGAGAAAGAGGGGAAAGGACAGACGUGCGUUUCUUGGGAUGGGGGCACCAAGAAAAGUAGACAGAAAAGAAAGAAGCACAGGAUGAGAACAUGAAUCUUUAAGUUUUGAUGCAUAGAAGAGGGAAGAGAGAUGUAGAGAAAAAGAAAAGUAGGUGACCAAUCAAUGUGUGCUCAGUGAAGUCGUGUUUGAAAUAAAACAAUGGGCUUCUACACGAGACUGAAGCAAGGCUGAGCAGGAGGUGUUUUUAAUGAGUGAGUUUUCUAAAAGUAGAAUAGAAAGGCAGAGAGAGUGUAUCCUUCGGAACAGGAGCCAGGAAAAGGGGAAGGGCCUCGGUCUCCUCCUCUCCAGCUGACAAAAACAGCUGCCCAGGAGCCUGUUCAGAGAGAGAAGACGGAGGUGGAAGAGAAGACUCAAAGGGUGGACAGACGGAGAGAAGAGAGUGAGUCCUGGACCCCGACCACCUAUAUGGGUUGUGUCCUGAGCUCGGACUGGUGUGGGGAGGAAGAGGUGCAACCAGUGCUGGUGGUCCAAAGCUCAUCUCUAAAGAGAAGGAGUCUGGAGAGGAGUGGCAGUGGCAGGAUGAGGCUCACAAAGGCUGGGAAGGGAGAGCCCCACGUCUUCAAGGAAAAGACAUUCAAAAAGAAGCGGCAAUGCGGCGUGUGUCGACAGAACAUCGACAAUGUGGGCUCCUUCUGCAGAGUAUGCAAAACAGCCACCCACAGAAAGUGUGAGGGCAAGGUGACCCCUGCAUGCAUCCCAGCUCCCUCCAAUGAUCUGCAGCAUAGAGGGACAGCUCCAUCUCGACACAACCAACACAUGGGAUCAACCAAGUCUCUAACCUACACCAAACAGAGGAACACCCUGCCAAGGAGCUUCAGUGUGGACCGCGUGAUGGACCGUGUGAUGGAGCGCCACUAUGACUUCGACCUGACAUACAUCACCGAGAGGAUCAUUUCUGUCUUCUUUCCUCCAAAGCUGGAAGAGCAAAGAUACCGGCUCAACCUGAAGGAGGUGGCCGCCAUGCUCAAGUCCAAACAUCAGGACAAGUUUCUGCUCCUGAAUCUCUCCGAAAGACGCCAUGAUAUCACCCGACUUAACCCAAAGGUCCAUGACUUCGGCUGGCCCGACCUCCAUGCCCCACCACUGGAUAAGAUCUGUGCCAUAUGUAAGGCCAUGGAGAACUGGCUGACCUCUGACCCCCAGCACGUGGUGGUUCUACACUGCAAGGGCAACAAAGGGAAAACAGGCGUGAUUAUUGCAGCCUAUAUGCACUACAACAAGAUUUCUGCAGGAGCGGACCAGGCUCUCAGUACUCUGGCCAUGAGGAAGUUCUGUGAAGAUAAGGUGUCCUCUUCCCUUCAGCCAUCUCAAAACAGGUAUAUCUAUUACUUUGGAGGCCUUCUCUCUGGGGCAAUAAAGAUGAACAGCAGCCCUCUCUUCCUCCACCAAGUCCUCAUCCCAUCACUGCCUAACUUCCAGGGUGAAGGAGGUUACCACCCCUUCUUGAAGAUCUAUCAAUCCAUGCAGUUGGUCUACACUUCAGGCAUAUACGACCUUCAAGGCACUGGUGGGAGACGGCUGUGUGUGACCAUCGAACCGGCCUUGUUGCUGAAAGGUGACAUCAUGGUGAAAUGCUACCACAGGCGAGCUCACAGUGCCGACAGAGACACAGUGUUCAGGCUGCAGUUUCACACCUGCACCAUCCAUGGAUCCCAGCUCUGGUUUGGAAAAGGGGAACUGGAUGAAGCUUUCACCGAUGAACGUUUUCCAUCUGAUGCAACUGUAGAGUUUGUCUUCUCCUCUGGACCUGAGAGGGUCAAAGGCCGUGAAUACCACAAAAAUGACCCAGCUGUCAUUGUCGACUACAACACCUCUGACCCUGUGGUUCGUUGGGACUCCUAUGAGAACUUCAACAAGCGAUAUCAGGACAGCCUGGAGGAUAUUGCCCAUACACGAGGUCCUGUAGAUGGAAGUCUUUACGCUCAGAUAAAGAAGCGCCGUGGGCCCAGCUCUGGUUCUCUGACCUCAACCAAUGGUAGCAGCCCAGGUGGAGGCCCUGCAGAAGACAGACCCGAUCAUCUGAUCCGUCAAGGUUCUGACUCUGGCUUUUCAGCCCAUUCCCUCCACUUGAACCAAUCAUCUAUCCAUCCUGACCACCCACAGGAACUUGUUCACCCACCACCCCCAACCAGACAGGAAAGAGAGGAGCUGGAACGUCUCCUUGGUGGGAUUGAGGGAAACCAAGAUGGAGAGCGAGAGACCGCUAUUUUAGAUGAUGGAGAUUCCUGGCCCUUGGAGAGAACUGGGACACUAAGGCUCAGUCGGUCAUGUUCUUGCAGGGAUGGUUACCGGUCUCAGCGCUGUGCUGAACCAGGUUGUGACCGCACCCUCCUCAUGCCAAAUGGCUACUGCCUCGAUCGAGCUCCUGGCACUAACGGGCACCAUGGGACGACUCCUUCCACCAGUCCAAACCCAGCUGGUCCUCCAUCACACAUGGAUAUGUGUCAACAUUACAGCCCACAUGCCCACCAGACACUUCCUCCUCCAGAUCUAGUGUGGGACCGUCAGAGCAGCCCACCUCACUACUUACCCCGCUCCUGUUCAGAGGCGCCCUCAUCCCGACAUAUCUGUCCAUAUCCAUCACCAGAUCUUACCCCUCAUCCUCAUAAUCCAUCACACCAACAUCCCAUAUCUGCUGCUGAUCGAUUUUGCUGUCGUGAAGAUGCCCCCUUCCAUCAUCCGCCUCCACCUCACAGUCAACACCACACCCACUCACAUCACCCAAAACCCUCCACCAGCCCAACUUACCAUGACAUAAUGCUGAUGGAUAACCUACCGCCCCCUGGCUGUCCUUGUAGGGACUGCAGCAUUAGGAGAGAAGAUUCAGCUGCUUAUCACAAUCUGAGGCUAGACCGCGGUGACAGCUUUCAUUGGGACAGAGAGGCGGAGCUUCAACAGCGAGAGGCAAGACUCAGGAGAGCCAGGGAGACAGAAUUAACCAGAGGGCCAGAACUUCACUGGGAGAGGGAUCCCGGGCUCAGACGAGGCAGAGAGUUGUCACUCCACUGGGAGCGGGACAGGGAGGUGGAGCUGCAGUGGGAAAGGGACAGAGAGACAGAAUAUUGGAACAGGAGGGCCACUGUAGCCUCCUACGGCCCACAGGGACACGAUCUGCCAGCCUUCAGCUUUGACCCUUUACCAUCAGGUCAUCCAGCUUAUCCAGAGGCGUCAAGAUCCAAUGCUCAUUCCCACCUAGAUCUGAAGUACAGCAGCAGCAGCAGUGGGUACCAAACACCACAUCAUGUGUGCCCCUGCUCACCAUAUCAGCCUUCGCCAUCUGAAAGCAGAGGCUAUGCCUCUGGCUACCAGUCAGAGUCCACAUCUCCUCUGCCGCCUCCUUCCUCCAUGGUGGGGACCUGCAGCCACAGCAAUGGGCCAGCAGACCAUAACCCUAACCACCAUCACCACCAUGCGGACUCACAGCAGUCAUACAGCUCUGACUCGCAUACUGAUGGCCUCCGUAGCUCCGGGGAGAGUGUAGGCUGGAGGGAUCACAUUACCCACGGCUCCUUUAGGAGGAUCCAUCGAGACGGUCAUGUGGCCUGCUCCACACCAUCCGACAUGUCUGGACCCCCGACACCUGUCCUCACCAGUAGCCCACUACGCACACAGGAGAGCCCCAGUCCAGGAAGCAAAGAUUAUGACAUGCGGACUACAGACAUCAUCGGCAGUGAUAAUGAGGGGUCCACAGCCCAAGAACUUAGUAACACUAAUGUCAUUCAGGAAUCUCCAGGACGUCCACAGCCUAGUACCAAACAGGCAUCUUUAUCUCCUACCAAAGCAGAUUCUCCACAAACAGACCCUCCCCCCAGCACUGCACCGCAGCCACACUGCCCCAUAGAUGCUCCCUCAGCUUCUUCUUUUGAGUCUGUGACACCAACACCAACAAACCAAGAGCAAUGCCAGCUUCCUUCCUCAACUGCACUAAACACACAUUCCCGGAGUGUCCCUCUCAAUCUCCCUCCCCUCAGUCAUUCAGAAGCUGCUGCUGUAUCCAUGACAUUAACCCAUUCUCAGACUGAAACCCAAGCCAAUGGUCCUCCUGAACUGAGCUCAGCACAUGUGAAUGGGUCAUCACCACCAAAGUCUUUCUCAGAGGCCCCAAAACCCAUCACCUCAAACCCCAUAUCUGCUGCUGCACCAUCAUCCCCGCAGCCCGGGUCCAGCAGCAUGGAUGGCUCUCCGGUCUCAGAUGCCCCAGUUCCUGGUUUUGCCACCCUGGGUAGGAGGUUAAUGUUGAGCGGGUCAGAACCCCACCACCCAAAUUACCUGCAGCACCACGGACCCCCACAUCACCACUACACAACUGUGGAUCAUAGUGCUGCUUUGGACGCUAACAAGAGAAAUGGUUAUUUUGGUCCUGCCCCACAUCUCCACCCAGGCUCCUAUUCCAACUACUCCACCAUCUCCAUUCCUCUUCCCCACCCACAGCCACCUCUGCCUGAGAAGCGGCAUCAGCCUGCCCAGCUGGGGGCCCCCAGUGAGGAGGUGAGGGCAGCCGUGGGCCACGUGCCUCCUUCCACCAUGAACACAACCCAGCAUCAGCACCACGUUACAUUUUCUCCCACGGUGGGGGAAAUUGCACCAUCUACAGACCAAAACGAAGAAGUGGAGGGUGAGACAGCCAACCGGGUCAGUGUUAAGUUUGUCCAAGAUAGUUCAAGGUUCUGGUACAAGCCGGGCAUCUCUAGAGAGCAAGCAAUCGCUGCUCUGAAGGAGAGAGAGCCAGGGACCUUUCUGAUCAGGGACAGUAAUUCCUUCCAGGGAGCCUAUGGCCUGGCCCUGAAGGUGGCUACGCCUCCGCCCAAUGCAAACCUUAACAGCAAGGUGAGUGACCCUCUGGAACAGCUGGUGAGACAUUUCCUGAUAGAAACAGGCCCUCGGGGAGUGAAGAUCAAAGGGUGUCAGAACGAGCCUUACUUUGGGAGCCUGUCUGCACUAGUCUAUCAGCACUCAAUCACACCCAUAUCUUUGCCCUGUGCUCUUAAAAUCCCAGAAAAAGAUCUUGUUGGAGACGUGCAGGAGGUUCAACCAGUCAGCAACAUCAGCACAGCUGCAGACCUGCUGAAACAAGGAGCAGCUUGUAAUGUGCUCUACCUGAACUCUGUGGAAACCGAGUCGCUGACCGGCCCCCAAGCCAUUGCCAAAGCAACAGAUGCCACGCUGGGUCGUAACCCUCGUCCGUCAGCCACCGUGGUCCAGUUCAAGGUGACGUCACAGGGCAUCACGCUGACAGACAGCCAGCGAAGAGUUUUCUUCAGGAGACAUUACCCAGUGAGCAGUGUUACUUUCAGCAGCGUUGACCCAAAGGACAGAAGGUGGACUAACUCAGACAACCCAACUGUUAAGGUGUUUGGUUUUGUUGCCAAGAAACCAGGCAGCAUGGCAGAGAACGUGUGCCACCUUUUUGCGGAACUGGACUCUGAGCAGCCUGCUUCUGCCAUCGUCAACUUUAUCAACAAGGUCAUGCUGGCACCACGCAGAUGAAGAAACCCAAACAAGUGGCAAAACACAAGUUCCGACCAGACAUUUACAGUCUGUUAAUGGCUCAUUUUUAUCCUAAUGGGGAUUAUUAGAUGUCCAUCAGACUGUUUAGGGUUUGCUUAGUUUUCUGAGUUGUGAUGUGAUCCAAACUCCUCUGGGCAUGAGGGGCGUCUGACAGGAACAGAGCAAGCAGGGGCUGUUAUCAAGAGGCAUGAUGGGUAAUUAGCUUUCACCACCCUCUGGGUCAGAAGUGUCAUCAAGAAGUUCUGACUCUUAAGGCACCAAAAAACAAAAACAGAAAAUUAAGAUUUUUAACAGCUUCAUGAAACUCGUAUCAAAUGAUUCACUAAUCACUUUAAUUAAAUAAUGUAAAAUCCCAAAAUUGUGAGAGAAACAAUAAAUUCUUGGGGUAAAAAAAUCACAACUCUUAGCACUAAUUUUGUCUUUUUGAACAACUUUAAGCAUUAACGUCAGACAUUAGUCAUCAGAAAGGCUCCAGCGUUCUCAUAAAGCACUUCACACACCAACGCUGCAGGACAGACAUUUAUUACACCAGCAUUAUUUUUAGCUAAAUUAACUACCCUAGAAUAUUGUCGUUUGAUCAUGUCCAUCUGUGCAUUUGCUGAAGAUGACAUGACCUGAUGUGAUUGGCUGUGUAAAAAAGGUUUAAUGUACUUGCAUCUACUAAAGUCAAUGAAAGAAUAAUUCAUUAAAUAAUACUGUACCAAGGGAUGUCCCAUUUGGGAUUUUUUAGCUCCCUGAUACCAAUUUCAUGAAAAUCAAUGCCAUGUAUCCGCUGUGAGAUAUGUUUCAGCAGUAUUAUAUAGUAUAUAUUAGUAUUGUGAUUGUGUAGCACCUAAAUUCCUCACCAGUAACAUUCCAAAUAGUGCAGUUUCUCUUCUGUUUUUCUUGGAUAUUGGAUAUUUUGACUGUGCAGGACAGCUUCAAUGAACCAAUCCAAUUCAUUUAUUUUAGACAACUACUCUAACGUUGUAACGCAUAGCCAAUCAUUUGUUUCUAAGCAAAUAUCUGACUCAGCAUACACCUAGGAUCUUCAUAAAGCUCCUGUCUGGCUCUUUUUGAUUGAAUGUAGCAGUUCGCUGAAAUGCUAGUUAGCAUGUUUACUCUCUUUAUUUGAUGACUUGUUGAUAAUUUAGCUCAUAAGUGCAGUUCCAGUUAAUGGUCUGUGGAGGAGAGCGACUGAAAUAGUUGUUCUCCUGUUUUCUAAACACAGUGCUUCGCCUCAAACAUCAUAAUAUUUUAUGCCUGGGUCUUUCAGCUCCUCUUUUUCACCUUCAGUUUCAUUGUAAAGGGUGAAAAACAUUUAAAUUGUAAGAGAAAAGCCAGAUUCUGUAAAUCAACGAAAUAAUCUGCACAGUUUUGCAAGCUGUGCACAUCAACCGGUAUAGAUUUUUAAUUUGGCCACAUAAAUCGCUGCAGCACAGCUGGCUGUUGGUGACUCUGACAUAAUCGCAGCCAACUGAAAAGCAACAGUAAUCAGUUUGGUCAAGGACUCAAAUACAAAUUAUUUUUAAAAAGCCUACAUCAGGAAAUCCCUCAUGCAUUAAGCAACAGGAUACAGAAAAUGUUUUACAGUUAACUGAUAGUUGUGCCAUAUUUUAUCUCAGAAAUAAAAAUUUUUCUUUCAUGAAAGCAAUUUUAAUCAAAACAUGUUCUCAAUAUACAUACAAUAUAAAUAGAUCUAGCUUAAUUAAAAACACACAGAUGUGUCCAUGUUAGUAAUCUCGUGGAUUUAUAGAUUUUCUUUGUUGAACAGCUCCCAAUCAUUCCUGAUAACUUGUAAAGCUGCACUUCAUCAUAAAUGAACUACUUGGUGACUAAUUUUUUAUGACCACUGAAACCUGUCUUGCCUUUUGAAACAUGCCCGAUUACAUGACAACAUGACUUAAACACAGUCAGAAAUGAACAAACGGCUCCCGUGAGGUUGCACAUUUUAGAUAUAACUGCCUUAAAUGACAGGUGUUUAUAUUUUGUACUAUUCUAAAAAUGCCUUAUUUUUCUGUUAAAGAGUAACCAAAGUGAUGUAAUUAACUUCCUGUAUAUAGAGAAGUUGAGGUAUUCUGAUGCAUGACCAGCACAUCCACAGCUGGACCUUUCACCGGCGUUUACCACCUUUAUAAUCGUAACAGACAAUCAUAUUUGGGUUAAAUUCACAUUUCUACUUCCACUCAGAGCAAGCCAGAGGCGUUGGCCACAGAAGGCAACUCGAACGUGAUGUUUUUUAUCUUGUGAUGAGGGAGCUGAGGGUGUGCUGAAGGUGAAUGUGGGGUGAGAUGGUUAAAGUCGUCCGUCGAAGGUAUUGUAACGUCCGUUUUUUUUUCCCAAAGUCAUGCAUGUGAAUCAGGGUGAAAGCUAAACAGAGACGGACGGAUGGACUGUAGGGAAAUGUUUGCCGCUAUACAUCGUUUGGGUGAAAUGCAAACAUUAAUGAAACCUGUUCAAACACACACACACACACUCACACACAUAAGCCAGUGGCCAAAAGAUAGACAUUUUUAACCAAAGAUGAAGCACUCUUCUAUUAAUAAGCUUUUCAUCAAGCUAUAUAUUUGUACUUAUUCAUCCUUGUAUUUUUAUUAUGCAUCCAUCUAGUGUUGUUUUAGUUGGUAGAAAAACACUACUUGUAUUACAACAAUAAUAUAUUGUGGUUUGUGUUCUGUUAUCAUGUAGUAAUAUAUUUUCACAUGCAGCUAUGGGGCAGAAUGAGACGAUUUGUUCAUUUGGAAAGGAUGGGAGGCUAUUUUGUAUGCAAAGCAAUAAAGAAUCAAAGUGAGAAAA